Molecule: messenger RNA, 3884 nt
Organism: Plectropomus leopardus (leopard coralgrouper)
Lineage: Eukaryota; Metazoa; Chordata; Actinopteri; Perciformes; Serranidae
Product: monocarboxylate transporter 1-like
Biological process (GO): plasma membrane lactate transport
Cellular component (GO): basolateral plasma membrane
Molecular function (GO): lactate:proton symporter activity
Source: RefSeq, a predicted model, not a curated record
GCUGCCAGAAAUUCUUCACAUCUGGACAAUGCCAAAAUAAAUGCGCAACAAUUUCCGAGCAAAAGAUACGAGCGCGUCACCUCCCAUCGAUUACGCAGCGCGCGCGCCUCUCCCCCACCUUUCUCCCCACACGUGCGUUUUAUCAGAUUCCUCUGCUGCCGCUCGCGCUCUUAUACGCAUGCGCUGGUCGUAGUGUCAUCAUCACCAUCCCAGAAGUUGCUCAGUCUGUGGUACCCCGAGCUGCUGCCGGAGCAACGCGUGGCCAUUGUCAGGAGCAAGGACACCCCGGGACACUCACAGCCGGACCGAGCCUCACCGGACCCCGCCGAACCCCCCGAGCACACCCCGGUUCAGAGUCCUGAUCCCAGUGCACCUGGUCCAACCUUGUUUUCUGAACCCAGCGGUCUUCCACUCUACUUUUUUUUUGAGCAAACAUGCCUCCAGCCACGGGUGGGCCUAUUGGGUACACCCCUCCUGAAGGUGGCUGGGGCUGGGCGGUGGUGGUGGGGGCCUUCAUCUCCAUCGGUUUCUCCUACGCCUUCCCCAAAUCCAUCACCGUGUUCUUCAAAGAGAUAGAGGCCAUCUUCGAUGCCACGCCCAGUCAGGUCUCCUGGAUCUCCUCCAUCAUGCUGGCCGUCAUGUAUGCUGGAGGUCCAAUCAGCAGCAUCCUGGUGAACAAAUUUGGCAGUCGACCAAUCAUCUUAGUCGGCGGCUGUCUGGCAGGGUCGGGACUCGUCGCGGCGUCCUUCUGCAACACUGUGGAGCAGCUGUACUUCUUCAUAGGAGUAGUGGGAGGUUUGGGACUUGCUUUCAACUUGAAUCCAGCUCUCACUAUGAUCGGAAAAUACUUCUACAAGCGCCGCCCCAUCGCCAACGGCAUCGCGAUGGCUGGCAGCCCCGUGUUUCUGUCCACCCUGGCUCCUCUCAACUCCUGGCUGUACGAUCAGUUUGGCUGGAGAGGCAGCUUCCUCAUCCUGGGAGGACUUCUGCUCAACUGCUGCGUGGCCGGCUCCCUCAUGCGCCCCAUCGGACCCAAACCGCAGCCGGCCAAGCCCGACGCCGAGGCCGGCGACGGCAAGGCGGCUGCAGCACAGCCUAAGAAGACGUGCCUGCAGACCGUCAACUCCUUCAUCGACCUGACGCUGUUCAAACACCGCGGCUUCCUGCUCUACCUGAUGGGCAACGUCGUCAUGUUCUUCGGCCUCUUUGCUCCGCUCGUCUUCCUCUCUAACUACGCCAAGAGUAAGGACAUCAGCAAAGAGAAGGCGGCCUUCCUGCUGUCGGUGUUGGCAUUCGUCGAUAUGUUCGCCCGCCCCUCCAUGGGCAUGCUGGCCAACACCAAGUGGGUCCGGCCCAGGGUGCAGUACUUCUUCGCCGCUGCCGUCCUCUACAACGGAGUUUGUCACGUGCUGGCGCCGCUGUCGGUCGACUACACUGGAUUUGUGGUGUACGCCAUCUUCUUUGGUUUUGCUUUCGGCUGGCUGAGUGCGGUGCUGUUUGAGACGCUGAUGGACCUGGUGGGAGCUCAGCGGUUCUCCUCAGCCGUGGGUCUGGUCACUAUAGUGGAGUGUGGGCCGGUACUGUUGGGUCCGCCGCUGACAGGUAGUUUCUAUAACUAUUACAACCACUACGACUACACCUACAUCUCCUCUGGCAUCAUCCUCAUGGUCGCAAGUGUGAUCCUCUUCAUUGGAAUGAGCAUCAACUACCGUCUGCUGGCACGCGAGAAGAAAGAGGCGGAGCGAAAAGAGAGGGAGGAGCCCAAGGAGGAGCGCACCGCCAUGUUGGCGCCUCCCUCUCCGUCUAAAUCAAACGAGGCGAUGGAGGAGAACAACGUGCCGGCUGCUGUCACGAUGGAUGAAGUUGCCAAGAUGGACGAGGACACAGUGUAGGAAAAUUUCAAAAACAGACUCGAAAGGGACGCACGUAUUUCACAGAAACACACAAGUUGCAGCAACCGCACGCCGUCUUUAGAUAAAACCUUUUUACACAACAACCCUGAAGCCAUAGAAAUUAAAUUGUCAUUAAAACCUGAGACCUGCUGCUGUGACGUGAAGCUUCGCCGCCCGGGAAGCUCGUCAAGCAGCUUUUCUACUCGUUGAGACCUUUGGUUUUUGGUAUUUGACGUGCCUUUGGUGAACUCAAGUCCUCCAGGAGCGCUCACACACCACUUACAUGUUGUAUAAAAACCAGAUAGACGCACAACAGACAGGAUGACUGUACGUUUAAAAAAAUCCAGAAAAAUAAUGAGGACUUUACUCUCAGGGUCUUGAACUGCCGUAAAGUUUCAGAACCUCAAACACACACUCGACUCUGCUUUAGUUAAACUGAGGCUCAGAGUACAUACAGUACUUUUAAAAUACUGUACAUUUUCCCUCACAUACUUGCAUCACUUCACUCCUCAAGGGCUGGACAUGAAUUAAAAGGACACAUUCACUUUACUAUAGAUGCAGUAAAUCUGUUUGUUCAGGUUGUGACAUUUCCAGGUUUUUAUGUAGAUUUUUGCACGUAAAAUUAGAACAAUUUGGAAUAAAGAAAUCUGGGAGUUCACCACCGCAGGGAGUAUGGCAGCAGUAGGGGUGGGCGAAUCGAUCCCAAAAUAUCGAUGUUCUCGAUACUAAGUUUCCAUUUUACAGAUCGAUCCUAGCAACGAUAGGAUACCAAAAAGGAGAUUAGUUUCUCUCUUCUGUGUCGUACCUGUUUAUAUUUCAGCAGUUAAACUGUCAAACAUCGCCACGUUGUUGUGAACACAUCUAGUGCAUUAACUGUUUGCUCCUCCAUCGCGUUCAUGUUUUCCGCAUUCAAACAACACACUCCAGACCCAGCAGCGUCCUCUUAUUCCCCUUUCCCACCAAAACUGGCGUGUGCACACAGGUUUUUUAAACCCGCUAAAAAUAGGUUGAAAACUAAUUUCCCAUUGCCAGUGGGGCAGGGUUGUGUACACAGCUCUGCGGCAGAUGACUGUGUGUGUGGGGGAUUGUUUUGGUGUGUCCUGUUCAACGUCACAUACAGGCCAGUAAACAGUAGAAAGCAGCAUGGAGCCCUGUGAAAUCUUAACGGUAGUUACUUCUCUUUAUCAUCUAAUGAUUUUUAUUAAUAAAAACUAUUGUAUUGGUAUCAAUAUCUGCGAUUCUGGCCCUGGAAUAACUUGGUAUCGGAUUAAAACCAAUUUUUGUGGUAUCGCCCACCCCGAGUUGGCAGACAUAACAUUUGUAGUCGAGGACAUGAGGCACAAAAAAUGGUUAAAAACAUAAAGACAUAGGAAAGAAAGAGUGUUUUAGUCUCUUGAGAGGGUCACACUGUUUGCAGCGUAGGAGGCACUGUUAAGUGUGUGUUUGUACAUAAACGUGUGCACUUUGUGUGUGUAAUUUUGUGUCAUACACCCUCCAACCAGAGCGACUCAUCAUGCAUCGUCGUAUUGAUAAAGACACAUUUAAACAAAACCGCUCACACAGUUACGCCCCGCCGGUUUUACCCGCUGUGUGAUCAGCACUCACAGUAUUAAAUGACACCACAUGCUGUUUUUUGGGGGUGAAAAAGAGGCUGUGAUUGUACCAGAUCGAUGCGUUAACUGGGGUGUGUGUGGUGUGUUGACCUGCCCGGCUGUGGUGCCAAAAUAGGAAAAAAGAAAUUCACUCUGGAGUCGCACACAAUCCUGAUUUUCCAUUAUAGAUUAGAGGAGUUGUAGUAACCGAGUGUUGUUUUUAAAUUGUGAAUAACAGAUUGUAGUUUACAGUUAUAUCAGCAAACCUUUGUGAUUUAAAAAAAAGAAUCUAUUUUAGCUCACUGUGUAAAGACAAUCUGACUACAAAUAAUCUUUUUAAUGGAUUUUAGUGUACUUGGAUGAUUGGGAGAGAGUGUGUGUGAGAGAGACAUCUGUGUGU